AAAGGGAGGGGAGGGAGUCAGGGAGGGAGAGAAAAAGGAAGCUCUCCGAUAAGUUUUUUGUGUAUAUUUCUCCAAAGUUACACAAACUUUCACAAGCCGAAGGUAUGAUUGGAGGCCGUGUCGGGCUCGACAUGCUGAAGAGAGUUAUUUGAAGAGGAGGACGGACACCAGUUAGUCUGCAGUUGUGCACAGCUGAUGACAACAUCAAAUAUUAACACUUUCUAAGGCCUUGGGCCUCGAGUGACUACAGAGAGACCCUGGACAGAGAAAUAGAGAGACAAUGUCCUCUGACUUGGACUCCAGCCUCACCAGUAUUGACUGGCUGCCUCAGCUGGGAAUCAGCAGCCUGCGCUCGGGGAAAGAGAGAGGAGGAGGAGGAGGAGGGGAGAGGGAGAAGAAGAAAGACAGAGGGAGGGAGAGGGGAGACUUCCUACCCUCUGUGCAGGACCCCUCCCCUUCAAACUCUAAAGGGAAACCUCCUCACAGCUACGCCACUCUCAUUGCCAUGGCAAUUGCAGCUGCACCUGAGAGGAAGUUGAGUCUGAAUGACAUCUACACCUGGAUCAGUGACACUUUCCCUUACUACAGCCGUGCAGGCCGUGGAUGGAAGAACUCCAUUAGGCACAAUCUGUCUCUAAAUAAAUGCUUCAGGAAAGUCCCUCGGCCACAGAACGACCCUGGCAAGGGUUCCUACUGGACAAUGGACGGACCUGCAGAGGUGAAUCAAGUGAGGGCACCUAAACGUCCUUAUCCAGAGGAGGAAGAGAGGCAGGAUGCUCCUGAGGUACUUGUGACACAGUCAGACCGAGGACCCUCCCCUCAUCAACCACAACUGACCCCCCACACAGACCGCCAGCUUCUCAACCCCGAGCCACUGGGAUCCAUCAAACAACAAUCGCCCCAGUCCACCUCCCUCUCUCCUCCCCCAUGCAAGCAACCGUCACCCUACAUGCCAACCUCUGUCUCCAGUUUCCCCGUCCCUCAUCCAUCUGUCUCUCCCUCAGCUGGGCUCCCACCUGCUGCCCCCAUGUCCUCCAUGAAUUCUUUUCCACCUCCCCAUCCACCCGGAGGCCCCACUCUUUCCAUCCCCGCUGCUUCUGCUACACCUCUGUCCGCUGCCAGCAUGUCUACAUCUUCUCCAGCUGCUCCCUCUUUCUCUGUUGCCGCUCUGUCCUUCCCAGCUAAUCCAGGACCUGUGGCUGUUUCCACUUUCUCCUGCGCCCCCAACACGAUGCAUGUGCCUGUGUGCAGCGUGUCGGGCCCCGCUCACUCCACCGCACCUGUUGUCCCGUCAUCUGUCGCUGCCCCCCCUGUUGUCUCAUUAAACUCGUCUACUGAUCCUCCGCUGCGUUUCACCUUCGAUGAGCUGAAUUUACCAGACUUGUAUGCAUCUUUCAAGUCUCUCGUCAAGACCAUGCGUGAGAGGGGAGGCUCACAGUCGGAUGUUGUUCCCCUGGCUCUCCCAAAUAAUGACACUACCCCACUCCACACUCCAACUCUGCUGCCAUUGUCUCCUCACCCUGGACCACCUGCACCACCUGCGCCAGCUGCACCAGCCGCAAACCCUCCUCCACAAUACACGGUGCCACCUGACUGGUUCAGUAACCCUGAUUCUCUGAAGGAGAGCUUCCGCAUUGCCAGCAAUCUAGACUGGGCAAACAUAGACCUCUCUGGUCAUCCAGACCUGCUGGAGAGCAUGCGGCAGGCGGAGCUCUGUGACUGGGCCCUGGACCCGGCGCUCUUCACCUCCCUCUGCGACUCCCUGAACCGCUUCUUCACUCAGAAAGGCAUGAUCACCUCCGGGAACAACUCCCCACUGGCCCUCGGUGCGCCUCAGUCCUUACAAGUCCCACCGUUUGUCUCCAAUCCGCCCCCAACCCUCGCCAGCCUCACCCACCCCUCGCCCCUCCCCUACUCUCCCGCGGUCCCCCCUGCCAACGGAGCACAGCCGCCCCGGAGGGCUCUGCACAUGCAGGCGCCAGGCCUUCAAAGACCACAGCUGACGCAGCCUGCAAACACAACCGCUGGGAUGCAGCCUCAGUCUGCGACGCCGCGACAGCGUCCUCCAUUAAAGAACCUGCACAGCAACAGUGAGGAGAUCCAGGAUGACUUCGACUGGGAUUCUCUGCUCGCCUGACCCUCGCCGCCGUCUGCGAAAGUAUAAACGGUGAAAAACAGAGAAAUGUGACUCUUGACAGCCGUGUUCACUAAACUCUACGCAGAGGCUGCCUCACUGGUGUGCGUCUUGAAGCUCCUCUGAGAGCAAGUUUGGGAUCCAGUCACGUCUCAUACGACUGAAUGCUGUAUUUCAAGUUUUUUCCACCUGUAUUCAAAUUCAUAUGCUGUAAUAACUUUUGUUUAGCUUAUCUCCUGCAGGGUGUUGUUUUCUAAUGGACUGUAGUUUUAUAAAAACAUGUUCAACCAAAGAAAAUAAAGUGUAAAUUUAUUCUUGUCA
Messenger RNA from Lates calcarifer (barramundi perch), 2455 nucleotides. RefSeq names its product forkhead box J2 (gene foxj2). NCBI's taxonomy places the organism in Eukaryota, Metazoa, Chordata, Actinopteri, Centropomidae. Gene Ontology annotation, biological process: regulation of transcription by RNA polymerase II. The record is from RefSeq and is a predicted model, not a curated record. The transcript is spliced from 10 exons. Gene Ontology annotation, cellular component: nucleus. Gene Ontology annotation, molecular function: DNA-binding transcription factor activity, RNA polymerase II-specific; RNA polymerase II cis-regulatory region sequence-specific DNA binding. Bases 281 to 2137 code for a protein of 618 amino acids.